Halichondria panicea is the source of this 2558-nucleotide messenger RNA. RefSeq names its product nucleolar protein 10-like. Bases 449 to 2431 code for a protein of 660 amino acids. Lineage: Eukaryota; Metazoa; Porifera; Demospongiae; Suberitida; Halichondriidae. The transcript is spliced from 17 exons. Gene Ontology annotation, biological process: maturation of SSU-rRNA from tricistronic rRNA transcript (SSU-rRNA, 5.8S rRNA, LSU-rRNA). The record is from RefSeq and is a predicted model, not a curated record. Gene Ontology annotation, cellular component: small-subunit processome; nucleus; 90S preribosome. Gene Ontology annotation, molecular function: protein binding.
CACCAAUAGUCUGGAAACAAGCACACAUAAUCUAUUAUAUUAUGAAUCUACACUGAAACAAGCACAGUUAAGUUGGCUAACAUCUUAUGGCACUGCCUAUGCCCAUGAAGGUGCCGAAUGUUCCUCCAGUUUGUAUCAUGACUUUUCCCAAGUUCGUUAUUAGUUCUCUUCCACGCAGACCAUAUCUGAUGCCAGCAACAGUCCCGAAGAUGGCUCCUAUGGACAGACCCACUGCACCUCCAAUCAUAGCUCCGUACUUGACUUUAUUGAUACAGGAGACACCUCCUCCGUGGCCUCUUGCAGCAACUGGCAUUAUCUCUCCAGAGAGGGGCUGUAGAUGGUACAAGCAGCAAAGAGAGAGUUGGCUUCUUGUAUAACUUCAACCAUGUGGUGGAAAAUGGGCUUUAAUUAGAAUGACAACACCCACGUGGCUGUGAUAAUAGUUAAAAUGCAAGUAUCUACAGCCAACAGUGUGAAGGUGUACAACCUCAGUGCUGGGAAGUCUCUACCAGAAUGGAUCUCAGAGAGGAAAAGACGUACACUACUCAAAAAUGACAUCGGUCUUCGUCGUCGUAUUGAGCUAAUCCAGGACUUCACAAUGCCAGUGGCCUCCACACGAGUGAAAACCAGUCCAGACGGCCAGUACAUAUUAACUACAGGUGUGUACAAGCCUAGGAUUCGUUGCUAUGAUGUUCACCAGCUGUCAAUGAAGUUUGAGCGUUGUGUGGAUGCCGAGGUGGUCAACUUCAACAUGCUCUCUGAGGACUAUUCCAAGUUUGUGCUGCUGCUUAGCAACCGACAGCUGGAGUUCCAUGCUCAGUAUGGCUUCUACUAUCGUACCCGUAUACCGAGGUCUGGACGAGACCUGGACUAUCACCGCCAGUCAUGUGAUCUCUAUAUUACUUCUGAUUGUUCAGACAUAUAUCGGCUAAAUCUCGAGCAAGGCCGCUUUCUUACUCCUCUCAAGUCUAAGUCAAGUGGUUGUACAUCGUGUGCAUUCAACUCAGAGCAUCAGUUGUUCACUGCAGGAACAGAAGAGGGUACGGUUGAGUGCUGGGACCCGCGCUCUGGACUGUGUGUGGGGGAGGUGGCCCUACCAGUAGAAGAGGGAGACACUGACUCCCCUCCAAGUGUGACAGCCCUCUGUUAUAAAGACUCACUCAAUCUCGCCGUGGGGACAUCAGCUGGACAAGUGUUGCUCUAUGAUCUACGCUCCCCCCGCCCACACACUGUCAAGGAUCACUACUAUGGCUUUCCCAUCCACUCCAUUGCCUUCCAGAAGAAGGAGGGGCUUGUGCUCUCGGCUGAUAGCAAGAUACUCAAGAUAUGGCAUGAGAAAGAUGGCUCAGCAUUUACUUCUGUUGAGCCUGAGAACUCCAUUAAUGAUCUUUGUCACCUCCCUGACUCUGGACUGGUGAUCAUGGCAACAGAGGACACUCGUGUGCUGAGCUACUAUAUUCCCGCUAUAGGCCCCGCCCCCAAGUGGUGCUCUUUCCUGGAUAAUCUGACGGAGGAGCUCGAGGAGAACCCUGAACCAACUGUAUACGAGGACUACAAGUUUGUUACACGUCAGGACCUCGAUACUCUAGGUCUCUCACAUCUGAUUGGCUCAAACCUCCUCCGAGCGUACAUGCAUGGCUUCUUCAUGGACAUGAAACUCUAUCACAAGGCAAAGGCCAUUGCUCAACCGUUUGCAUACGAUGAGUACAGAAAAGAGAGGAUAAAAAAACGACUAGAAGAAGCAAGAGCCAACAGAAUACGACAAAAGAAACUUCCCAAAGUAAAUCGACUGUUGGCUGAAAAAAUGCUCUCGGACAAAGCCACACCCACUAAUACAGACGUGGCCAAUCCAACGGGAGACGAGCGAUUCUCCUCCUUAUUCUCAAACCCUGACUUUGAAGCGGAUGUUGAGAGUGAAGAAUUCCAGUUACUUCAUCCACUCAUGGCUCAUAGGGAGAGAGUAAAGAACAAAAAGAAGACCUUUAUAAAAGAGGAACACGAGGAAAUGGAGUUAGAGGGGCGUGUGAGUGACGAGGAUAGUAGCUCAGAGGAAGACUGGGAAGAAGCACGGAGAGCAGCUGACCGACCUCGGGCCAUUGCAACCACGGAAACCAAGAAAACUGUGCAGAUGGUACCAUUAUCCCAGACUGAAGAUCGUGCAUCUAAAAGCAAGCACUCAAAGUCAUCUCUGGGCCAGCGUUUAGUGUCAGAGGGUGUGUCAGAGUUGAAGAAUGUGAGACAGACAGGUUCAGUGCUUGGUAGCAGAGAGGUCACCAUCACACUGGCAAAGAAGGAUGGUAGCGAAGAUGAGAAGCAAAAGCAACAAAAAGAGCACCGAGCAGAGAGAAAGAAAGUGAGACGAUCAGCCAGGAGCAUAUUACCAAGGACUGACCAACGCCAUGUUUACUGGAGAGGACGCAGAGUUAAAUAGACUGUACAAUAUGUAAUAUGAUAUGUUGAUAUGUUAUGAGUGUGACAUUCUUUACUGUCAUUGUGUAAACACACGCUUCAUUGUUGCAAGUAUCGAUUACUGAUAUUGAUAUCUUCCGUUUUUAUUA